This is a messenger RNA of Cylindrotheca closterium, 444 nucleotides long. The record is from the annotation of a GenBank genome assembly. NCBI's taxonomy places the organism in Eukaryota, Bacillariophyta, Bacillariophyceae, Bacillariales, Bacillariaceae.
AUGGGCUUUGGUGACUCUGAAGAUAGCUUUCACCCCCCUUCCAUAGUACCAUUUCAGGGUUGCGGACAGGGCAACGGAGCGGGCCCGCCCAUUUGGGUUUCGGUUAGCUCCGUCAUCAUCCAAAUGAUGACCGCAAUGGGCUUUGGCUUUGAAUGUCUUACAGCAAUUGACUCUCACCUGCUCACCGCUCAGUGCUUCUGCUUUGUCGACGACACGGACGUGAUCGAAGCGGGCAAGUCCGUGGAACAAUCUGGCGAGGAUAUUUGCCACUCCGUCCAACAAGCGGCUUCCAUGUGGGCUGGAGGCAUUAGUGCUACUGGAUGUGCAAUUAACCCAGAAAAGUCCUUCUGGUGGUUGAUUGACUUUGGGUGGGACUCCAGAGAGGGCAAAUGGCGGUUCCGCCGGACGCCCCAACUCCUACCGGAUAAUAAUAAUAAUAACUGA